CGCCGAUCUCCUUCCCCAACUUUGCUUCUCCUCAUCACUGCUCUCUCUCUCUCUCUCAUCCCCCCACCCCCUUCUUCUCUCUCCAGAAUGGAUCCCUCAAGGAAUUUGACUUAUGGAGCCUCAAAAACUAUUCCAGUUUCGAUAUUCAACUGGUUAGGCCCUUUCUCACACCCCUCGAAUCUCGCGAUCUCAGAUUGCACUCUCUCUAGAAAUUCAACUCUCUCUCCUCACCCGCGUAUUGGUUUCAGAGCCCGGCUUCCAAUUAUCAAAUCCCGCGGACCUCUUUUUCGUACAAUUCUGCCCCUCUGCAUAUCACACGGAGCGAUAAAUAUCGUCUCGUGGUGUUCAGAUCUACGCCUUUCGCUUUGCGUGCGUCGCAUUGGAAGAUUGACAAUCACGUAUUUCGCGUGACCUUUUUCGCUCUGAUAUUCUUUCUUCUUUCUGGACUUCAAUGCGCUCAGUUCCCCUCGUUUCCUCCAGUAAUUCCAAAUUCCACACCCGUACUGGUCAGUGACUCGGUGCCAUGACGUCCGAUUUCAAGUUAGAUGAAGCUGAACCAGAUUUCGUCUCCGUAAAUGGGGUGGUGAAAAUAGGCGAAAGGACUAAUGUGGUACGCAAGAUUCUUAAUGGAUUCCGUAGGCAAGGAAAUAAGGUAACACCUGACAGGGGUUCUUGGGGCACUGAAGCGCCUGGUGAUGAUAUUGUCGAACUCUUGGUUGAUGAAGAUGAAAAGAGAGAACAUAGAUCAAGAAAACUAUCUGCACCUCUAUUGGCUGGAACAGCUUACUGCAUUUCUUCUUGCAGCAUGAUAGUGCUGAACAAAGUUGUUUUAUCAAGUUAUUCUUUCAAUGCAGGAAUCUCAUUGAUGUUUUAUCAGAAUUUGCUUAGCACUGUUAUAGUGGUGCUUCUGCACUUCUUUGGAUUGGUGUCUCUGGAGAGGCUGAAUUGGAAGCUAGUUAGGGUCUGGAUCCCUGUAAACGUAAUCUUCGUUGGCAUGCUAGUAUCAGGCAUGUAUAGUUUGAACUACAUAAACAUUGCCAUGGUGACCAUUCUGAAGAAUAUGACAAAUAUUAUAACAGCAGUUGGUGAAUAUUUCAUUUUUCGGAAGCAUCAGAAUCGAAAAGUUUGGAUUGCUAUGUUCUUGAUGAUCAUUUCAGCUGUAAGUGGUGGCAUCACAGAUCUCUCCUUCGAUGCAGUGGGUUAUGCAUGGCAAAUAAUCAAUUGCAUUCUAACAGCAGGCUAUUCACUCACAUUGCGCCGGGUCAUGGACACUGCGAAACACUCGACAAAAUCUGGAUCACUUAAUGAAAUUUCAAUGGUCUUGCUGAAUAAUAUGUUAUCCUUGCCUUUCGCAAUCAUCUUGAUUCUUAUGUUCAAUGAAUGGGAAUAUGUAAUCAAUUCGGAUGUAAUUAGUUUGCAUAUGUUUUGGGUUGUCGCAACACUAAGUGGAGUGCUUGGACUUGCCAUAAGUUUUACCUCUAUGUGGUUUCUAAAGGAAACUGGGCCCACUACUUACAGUUUGGUGGGCUCCUUAAACAAGAUCCCUAUCUCCAUUGCUGGUCUAGUGUUGUUCAAUGUUCGGGUUAGCCUAGAAAAUCUCUUCAGCAUACUAUUCGGUCUAUUUGCAGGAGUGUUCUUUGCCAGGGCCAAGAUGUCCUGACUCCUCAAAAUUCUUCUCAUCGGGGUUAAGAAAGUAGAAGAUAUUCUAUUCAUGUUUUCUGUUUGUUGACAGUGUCAAUAUCCCAUUUGAACUAGUGCUGAAACAAAAUACCGAGGACCUGAAACAAGCUGAAGUUUACACACACAAAAAAGAUGUUUUUCUGUUCUUUUUCUGCUUUUUAAAAACAGUUUUGGUAUACUUAGAGAAUACAUGAAUUGAAGGAUACGGAAAUAGCAGUUGCAGCAACAAGCCUAGAUUUGGAUCAAUUUCGCGGCAUGCCUUUUGUAUUUUUGCAGUUUAUCUGGUGGGAAAGGACAUUUUAAAAACAUUUAUAUUUCAAUAACAUUCGUUGAAAAUUC
Molecule: messenger RNA, 2019 nt
Organism: Rhododendron vialii
Lineage: Eukaryota; Viridiplantae; Streptophyta; Magnoliopsida; Ericales; Ericaceae
Product: GDP-mannose transporter GONST2-like
Exons: 10
Coding region: 524-1660 (378 amino acids)
Cellular component (GO): Golgi apparatus
Molecular function (GO): GDP-mannose transmembrane transporter activity; antiporter activity
Source: RefSeq, a predicted model, not a curated record